CGGAUAUCGAGAUGCACACGGAUACGGACACGGUCACAGACACGGACAAGGAUCCUUAUAAAAACCUCGCUGCUUUAGAGGCUGUCCUGAAGCUGAAAUCAAACGGGGACAAUAUAAAUUUUCUGGUCGACCCCGGGAGCAUUCUAUUGGAGAUGUUCAGUAUUUACACACUCGUGAAAAGCCCAGGUAAUGUCAAAGGAAGUAGAGCUCAUGCCGAUGGUGUUUUUCAACUCGCAAACUUCUGGCUAAACAAACUUGGAAAAAAAAACACCUUCAAGCCCACAGUUUUAGCAAAGGUUUCGCGCGGAGAAAAGUAUGCAAUAGGGUGUACAAUGGCAGUUAGUCAUUACCUAAGGCCUAUUUGUUUGUAUAACAGAAUCAUUCGCCUCAAAAAACCUCUCCGAGAGAAAAUUAUACAUUUCGAUCACAUGAAAUUAAGAGAAGAUGCUAAAUGGGAAUUUCGAGCAUUUCUACGGCAAGCUAAGGACAAAGGAUAUGAUUCCAAAAUAGAUCUUUGUAAAAAUUGUCAAACUUUCUUUAUUGGUGAUUGUUGGGAAGAGGGACAUUCAACAUAUCUAGGGGCAUGUGCAGAGUAUUGUGCUGUUAACGAGCUUCUACCAAAUGAACAAACCUUAGAAGAGUGCACUUCUGAACAAACCUUAGAAGAGUAUCUUCUGAAACGAAAUCUGUGGCGAUGUGAACGUCUUUUUAAAGACUUUCGUAGCAUAUCAGACAUAUGCACAAAGGUGUGUAACAGAACAGAAAUUGACAAAUCAGAGGUAAAGGAAGCGUAUUGGAAAGUAAUAUAUAAAUUACACAUUUUUGGUCUUAAACCAGAAUGCAGUCCUUACUUCUAGCUUUUUUCCCGUACGUACCUUGCACAUGGGGUUGGCAGGUUUUGGCAGGAUGAGAUUCCGAUCCUUUUUUAGUCUUCAUAACAUAUUGAACGAGAUCAAGAAAACCUCUUGCAGUGUUUUUAAAUGAAAUGGAUUGUGUACUGCAAAUCUGUAUCACUUCAAACCUAGUCACUACACUUUUAGGGUAAGUUUAAAGUGAAACAGAUUGAUUAAAAUUAGAUGUACCAUUGCUCUCGUAUGAUGGAUGUUACACGGUUUUGCAGUCUUAAAACUAGCAUAACCUCGCUCUGAUUAGAAACUUACAGGUUGCUUGGCUGUCGGAUAGAGCAAUAAGUUGAAUUUAUUGCGCACACCCGCAAAUUACUACUUAAGUUAAGCUAUAAUUAUGAGAACUUGAACAACAGUCUAAAAGCCUAGUCGUUGCUGUCUGUUCAUAUCAGCCGUGUUUAAGAAAAACAGGAAUAAUUUUCUGCAUAUUUUCUCUUUUCAGACCAUGGUUUAACAAUAUUUUACGAAUUCAGGCACUUACAAAAUUGCGUUUUUUAAAAUGGAAUUUUUCUCCUCCUUAUAAAAAGAGAGAGUUUUCAUUCAAAGCUGUUAAUCCUCUCAGCUGAAUCCAAUGCCUGUAUUGUAAGACUGUAUUGUAUUCAAAUAGAUGGCAAAUAAAUAAAACAAGAGAGUUCCUCAAA
Stylophora pistillata is the source of this 1546-nucleotide messenger RNA. RefSeq lists its product as uncharacterized. Lineage: Eukaryota; Metazoa; Cnidaria; Anthozoa; Scleractinia; Pocilloporidae. The record is from RefSeq and is a predicted model, not a curated record.